Molecule: messenger RNA, 1413 nt
Organism: Rhopilema esculentum
Lineage: Eukaryota; Metazoa; Cnidaria; Scyphozoa; Rhizostomeae; Rhizostomatidae
Product: trafficking protein particle complex subunit 2
Biological process (GO): endoplasmic reticulum to Golgi vesicle-mediated transport
Source: RefSeq, a predicted model, not a curated record
AGUUUCAAUGCGCCAUUAAGUGACCAUAAAAUGGCUGUAUAGUUUGCGUUUGCAAAAUUGUUUCUGCAGAAAGACGACUAUUCUGAAAUGUCUAAUUUUUUUUACUUCGUUAUAGUUGGAUCUCAAGAUAAUCCUAUAUUUGAAGACGAGUUUGGUUACAACAAAGGAGGCUCUGACUCUCAGUACAGGGGUAGAGAUGAUCAUGGACAUUUAAAUCAGUUUAUUGUUCAUGCUGCUUUGGACAUGGUUGAUGAAGUUAUGUGGACCAUGAACUCAAUGUAUUUGAAGUGUGUUGAUAAAUUCAAUGAGUCACUAGUCUCUGCAUUUGUUACGGCUGGAGGUGCACGCUUCAUGAUGCUGCAUAAUGUUAAAAAUGAAGAUGGAAUAAAAAACUUUUUUCAGGAUGUCUAUGAAGCUUAUAUAAAGCUCCUGAUGAAUCCAUUCUAUUAUCACAAUACGGAAAUAAAAUCUCCAGUGUUUCAGAAAAAGGUCCAAAAUGCAGCUCGAAAGUACUUAUCAGUUUAAACCAAACCAUCUUUUGAAGAAGAAAUUGAACAUUUCAACAAACUAAACAAAAUAAAAAUUUUGUAUAUAAUAUUCUAUUAGAAUUUCAUAAAAUUGAAUUUGAAAUGGUAGUUUCUUAAAGUUCCUUUUUGUUCUUACUGAAGAGAACUGUUGAAUAUUUAAGAUUUAUUGCUAUUUAGAUAACAGCAGAUAGGUCUUAAAUAAGUAGUCAUUUUCAUAAGCCGUCUACGCCUGGCGCAGGCUUUUCUUAAAAGUUCUAUUGUUUUCCGAAACAGUUUCAGUCUAAGCCACCAUUUAGGGAUCCAAACUUUUGUUGUAAUAUUUGAUUUUGAUAUGUUGUAAAUGUUUUGAUAGAAAAGGUGACAAUAAUGCACUGUUGAAGGAGCCAUGAGCCAUGGCUCUAAAAAUAUGUAGAACUUCACUUCAUGCACCGUGGAUCCAUUUUUCGUAAGUCAAAUUUGUCAUCUGCCCUUUUUAUUGAGACGUAUCAGGCCUUGCUCUAAGCAAAAGGGAGGUGCUCCAUAAAAAGAGCCCCUUAGAAACUCUUGGCGCUCUAUUUCGCACCUCUAAAAAAUGUCCUUGAGAGCAUCCUUCAAGAGCUUUGGAAGAUCGAGAGCUUCAUAUCGAGAGCUUCGGAAGAGUGUCAAAUAGGAUAUUCAACGGCGAUACACAAAAGCACCAUAAUAUGAAAUAACAAAACAUGCAGCAAACACCAAGUUAAUAUAAAUAUAGAAAUAUAAUAAAACAAAGUCUCGAAAUUGAUCAGAUUUUUCUAGAUAUGUAAGUUGCCAUCAUUCGUAAGCUUCUAUUACUGUCAGUAUCACUAUUGUUAUGUUCAGCUUCACGUAUUGUUUCAUCAAAAUAUAUGGCUUUAAAUCGAACUUUAAA